AUGUCCGCACGCUCAUUACUUGCUCUACUCGCCGCAUCGGCACUUCCUAGCGUACAGAGCUUGGCCAUUCGUCAGUCAGAGACCCCAGUAUGGCUUACACUCCCACCUACGCCAGCAUUACCGGCUCCAAUCACGGAGGUAAAGACGCCAGUCGACGGCGUUGAGCUCUGGAUGCAACAGUACAACGAAGAAGCCGGCAGUACUCCUAUUGUCAUGAUCCAUGGAGGCUUAGGAUACUCGGCGUAUUUCGGCGCCGUCAUAUCUCGCCUGAUCGAGGGUGGUCACUAUGUCAUUGCCGUCGACCGCAGAGGCCACGGGAGAAGCACAUUCAAUUCCGCGGAUGUGUUUACGUUCGACAUGUUUGCACAAGAUACCUUUCAGUUGCUUAGCCAGAAGGGUAUCAGCAAAUACAACAUCGUCGGUUGGUCGGACGGAGCCGCCACAACGCUGGCGGCAUUGCUGAACAGCACGAUUGAAGCGCAUAUCGAGCGAGCCUUUGUCUUUGGAGGCUUCUCUGUACCCGAGGAUACGAAUGCGACAUUCACCGACACCGCGAUAUAUAGCGAGUUUGUAUCGCGUUGCCAAACAGAAUACAGCACGCUGCAGCCAACUGCCAACUUCACCGAAUUUGCGACAAAGGUGGGGACGUUGGAAGCAACCCUUCCACAAUGGACCGAUGCAGACCUUGCAGAGAUCAACGGCAGCAAAGUCACCAUCGCAGGCGCAGAAUAUGAAGAGGCUGUCAAUCGGGAUGUUGCCCCACGGUUGAACAAGGCUAUCAUUGGAAGUAACCUGGUCAUACUGAAGAAUGUGAGCCAUUUUGCGCCUCUGCAAGACCCUGACCAGUUCACAAAGGCCGUUGAAGACUUUCUACUAGUAUAG
Cryphonectria parasitica EP155 is the source of this 882-nucleotide messenger RNA. Its product is annotated as putative esterase. The coding region runs from base 1 to 882 and encodes 293 amino acids. The record is from RefSeq and is a predicted model, not a curated record. Lineage: Eukaryota; Fungi; Ascomycota; Sordariomycetes; Diaporthales; Cryphonectriaceae. The transcript has a single exon.